Molecule: messenger RNA, 10253 nt
Organism: Saccostrea echinata
Lineage: Eukaryota; Metazoa; Mollusca; Bivalvia; Ostreida; Ostreidae
Product: neural-cadherin-like
Exons: 37
Coding region: 236-9013 (2925 amino acids)
Biological process (GO): homophilic cell-cell adhesion
Cellular component (GO): plasma membrane; catenin complex
Molecular function (GO): cadherin binding; calcium ion binding
Source: RefSeq, a predicted model, not a curated record
UCACUUCUCUAACGGUUGUGGGAGAUUAUUCAUACAAUUUGUCAUCGUUUUUGAAUUACACAGGAAGGGAGUUUCAUAAUGUGAUAUGAAGGUAUUUCGAUUUUCGGACGAUCGUUUGGAGAUUUUGUGAUUUUUUGUGUCAUAUCUUAUGUGGUCAGAAUCAGGUAGAUCAUACCUGGUUUAUUGAUUUCUAAUUAGCUCUGAAUCGCCGUACAACGGUGUAAACACAUUCAAAAUGGCGGAAUCGGUACAGUUUACAAAUAUUACCUGUGUGUGUUGUAUUUUAGCGACUAUUGUGUUCACUCUUUUUCAUUCAGUGACAUCGGAAUCCUAUACAACUGUGAUUGUACCUUACAAAGCUGACAUCGGGUACAAAAUAUUAAAACUUGGUUGUACUAAAUCUGACCUACAACUGAGAACCAAAGACCCUUUUGGAGACUUUUAUGACAAUUUUGUCCUGACUGACCGCGGGGAUCUGGUCCUGAGAAGGACGAUCCCUCACCGAGUGGGUCAGAGUUACAAACUGACCCUCCUAUCUCACUCUAACUGUUAUGAUAAUGUCCCCACAAAAAGGACGUUUUUGAUACAUGUUGCUCCCUCAGAAAUUGAUGUGUUCUCAGAGAGACUCUACACAGGGUAUGUAGUGACCAAAGGCAAACAAGGACCAGUCGUCACUAUCCCAGUACACAAAGUACCACAGCAAGAGUUUGUUUUGCGGGGAUUUUAUUCGAAUUAUUUUAAAAUUCUACCCAAUGAGUUUAAUGACGAAAUCCAUGUUGUUCUGGACAAUGAGUUCCCUUCAAAAACCUCAAAACGUGCAUUUUAUUUUACCCUUUUAUCCAAAGUUGGUAGUGCAAUUACUGGUCAUACUAAUGUUGAGAUUCUUCGUGUUGACAAACCUCACAUGAAAAAUACAAAUUUGCCAUCAGUGUCAAACAAUAACCUGAGGUCAAAUCACCUCACUGCCAAGUUUGAACAAGAUCUGUCAAACAAUGUAGAUUCUCACGCUCUUCGACUCAAACGACAAGCUCCAAACAUUCCUAAGCAACAAACGACCGUGCCUAUAGACGAGAACGCUGUGGGGGUACUUUUUACUGUGGAUUCUGGACAACCCCAGGGGACCCAAGUUCGAUUUGAGAUUCGUUCAUCGGUCCCGGAAGAUAUUUUUGUGAUUGACCCAACAACUGGAGAAGUAACCUUAAAAACUACCGCCAAACUUGAUUAUGAUUAUGGUGGGGUCAAGCAACACGUCAUAAACAUUGAUGUCAAACGACUGGAAGACGACACAGUUUUGCAGCAAGUAGAAGUGACCGUUAAUGUACAAGAUGUGAAUGAUGAACCACCCCGAUUUAUCACAAAGCCUGUCCCAUACCUGGCUGUCGUGGCUACAGAUGCUCAGGCAGGUGUGUCCGUUUUCCAGAUCCAGGCAGAAGACGUUGAUGGAGGACCUGGUGCAGUCAAAUACUUCAAAGAGAAUGAUGGGAGUAGUCCUUAUUUUGAGGUUGCCCAGGACACUGGCAUCAUCCGGACAACAGAGGUGAUAACUAGUGGUCUGGACUACGUUAUCAAAGUGUAUGCCAUCGACUCCAAGGCCGAGACUCAACAAAAGACCGGCCCAGUCAACAUCAACAUCCGUCGUGGACAGAGACCGCCCCAGUUCUACUCCACUUCUUACGAAGCCUCGGUAGAAGAAUCGGACCAAGUAGAUCAGGCUGCCUCUGAAAACAGGUUUCAGGCUUUUGAUGCAGAUGGAAACAAAGUAUCAAUCCAAGCUAAGAAUUUUCAAGUGGGCGGGACCAUCAUAUACUCUGUGUACGAGUCAGACACUGCGAUAUCUACACGGUUUGCCAUAGAGGACGGAAUGGUGAAGACUCUGAGAACACUGGAUUACGAGACUGACAGUCGACAGUUUGAUCUGACGGUCCGUGCUGCAGACACGGUCUCUGGAGGUAGCAGCGACGUACCGCUGAAAGUUACUCUACUGGAUAGAAAUGAAUAUGCUCCCCUCUUCAGUAAAUCCACGUUCACUGCGACAGUGAAGGAAGACAUUCCAAUAGGAACCUCUGUCAUUGAAGUAUCUGCAUCAGACAAAGAUGGCAGUACCGUUCUGUCGUACACCCUGACGGAUCCCACGUUCUCAAUCACCACUGCUGGCAACACACAAGUCGGAGUUAUCCGAACUAAUGGGACCCUCGAUUAUGACAGAAAAUUCCCUCAUUACUACGAAUUUAAAGUGAUAGCUUCGGACAACGGUGUUACCCCACGCACUGCUGAAGCUCGCGUGAUUAUCACAACAACAAACACAAACGACCAAGCUCCAGAAUUCGAUGACAAUAAAGUAGCGACUCUGAUGGGAAACGCCCCUUCUGGCUCGACGGUCAUCAUCGUCCGUGCUGUGGACCAGGAUGGAGAUGGUGUGACCUACAGUUUUGAAGGUGGACGAACAGUUAGUGAUGUUUUUGAAAUAGAUCCGUCUUCAGGUCGAAUUAGUCUGAGGCAGGGUCAGUCUCCCCCUUCGGACAGGGACCAGAUCUUCCUGAAUGUCACGGCGAGGGACGACGGAUCCUGCUGUGACAAUCCUCAGAACAUCCGGAGCAGCACGGCUCUGAUUACGAUUAACAUUGAGGACGAGGAGAACAUCAAGCCUCGGUUUGAGAAUUGUAAUUAUACGCCGACCGUCACAGAGGAACAGGAACCUGGUGUGCUGGUCCAGAAGGUGACUGCCACAGACCCUAACCGAGGACAGAAUGGAAAGCUGGUAUACUCCAUUACAAGUGUCAAGGAACUGGAUGACAAUCAGGAAAAAAAUUACUUCAGGAUUAACUCAUCAACAGGUGAAAUAUACACAAGGGAGAAACUGGACAGAGAGACGCAGUCUUCCAAGAACUUAUUUAUCACUGUUAAAGUGCAGGAUAAGGGAGGUAACCCACUAGAUGAUUACUGUACGUUCCCCGUCACCAUCCGAGACAUCAAUGACAACAAUCCAGAGUUCGGAAAAUCUCAGUAUGAGGGCCGAGUUUUGAAGUCCGCCACUGACGGGACUAAAGUCUUGACAAUCAAAGCUACGGACAAAGAUUUAGGAGAUAACGCUAAUGUGAAGUACUCUCUGAAGUCUAAUCCUAAUAAUCUGUUCAGCAUAAACCAGGACACAGGAGACAUUGAAGUGGCCGGCUCCCUCCAGUUACCAGAUUCCAGUGUCACAUUAGUUGCCACGGCAACAGAUCAAGGUACUCCACCCCGAAGUACAGAUGUGACCAUAAACAUAGCCCUUACGACAGACUCUGGUGUUCUGCCCCCUCUCUGGAACCCCAUAAAUCCAACUUAUAGGGUCAAGGAGUCUGAGAGUGUAAACUUUGUAAUCGCCUCACUGUCAGCCCAGAAUCGUAUUACCAAUAUCCCUGAUCCUUCACUGAUAUUUAACAUGGUCAUUAACAAGAAUGGACAGACAGAGCUCUCGGACAGAACAGAGAAGUUUAUCAUUCGUAGCAGUGCAGACACGGUCAAUCUUACCAUCCUGGAAAUCCUCGAUUACGAAACACAGAAAGAGUACACGCUCAAUCUCCGAGCCUCUAAUGUUUAUGACUCACCUAUAAACAGUGACAAUUACCCAAAGAUUGUAGUAGAGGAUGCCAACGAUGAGAUUCCAAAAUUUCUCAACAUUGACCCCCAAACAGGAAACAUUGGACUGAGCGUGCUCGAGAAUGAAGAUCCAGGAACUCCAGUCCAAAGUGUCAGUGCUAUUGAUGCUGAUGAAACGGAGAGUUUUAAAAGGGUGACAUAUGCCCUCCAUCCAGAUGGCAGUACCACUACGGAUCAGUUUGAAAUUAACCCUACGACUGGAAUGAUAAGAACACGAGUCCAGUUUGAUCGUGAGACGAAGGAUUUCUACAUCCUAAAGGUUUAUGCAGUAGAUGGCGCUCCAUCCUCCAGAGGAACAUCAGGUGCCCACAAUACAGGCUCCGCUGUUGUUAGAGUAUCUAUUAAGGACGUAAACGACAACAAGCCGUACUUUGAGGAGAGCCUGUAUUUUGCUUCGGUACGUGAAGACUCGUUUACAGGCCAGUCCAUCACUACUAUUGCAGCCAAGGAUUUGGACGAGGCCACUUUCACAUAUUCCCUGUCUGGCUCUAGUCUCUUUGCUGUCAAAUCUGGAACUGGAGAAAUUUAUGUCGCUGGAAGUUUGGAUUACGAGACUGAACCCAAUGUUUACAAUGUGACACUGGUAGUGAAUGAUGGGAAAUUUAGCAGUCAGACCAUGGUACAAAUAUCCAUUAUAGACACCAAUGACAACACGCCAAAGUUUGAUCAGAACACAUAUGACAUCCGAAACCUAGAGGAGGGCAGAGUCUACAACCAAGUCCUAAUUACAGUCCACGCUACAGACCUGGACGUUAACAGAAAUCCCCAGAAUCUGAUUGAGUACUCCCUGUCUCAGGACGAUGCAGUCAUCAAUAGUCUCUUCUCCAUCGACAAAAACAGCGGUGUCAUCACCAUUAAUGGUGAACUGGACCGCGACAAACCAGACGGGCGGGCGGUGUACCAGUUUACGGUCCUCGCCAUUGAUGAGCCCGCGGCUGAGUCACACUUGACUGGUUACGCCACGGUCCGUGUCUUCCCGUUGGACAUCAAUGACAACAGACCCAAGUUUGAUGCUAAUUCUCUGAUUGGCUCAGUGAAUGAAAUGUCAAACCCAGAUGUUUUGGUGAUGACGAUUGUUGCCAAUGACAAUGAUGAAGGAGCCAAUGCCAAGGUUAGUUAUGCUAUCGUAGCGGGAACACAGCUGCCACGCAAUGCCUUCAGAAUUAACAACAUAACAGGGGAAGUCUACACUACUGUUAGGGACCUUGAUCGUGAGAAACAUCCAGUGUACACUUUUGAGGUGGUUGCUAAGGAUGCAGGAGUGCCCCCAUUGUCAGCCACUGCCACGGCAACAGUAAACAUCAAAGACAUAAAUGACAACGAGCCAGUGUUUGAGAAGAAGAUAUACAGGGAGACAAUUCCCGAGACCCAGGAGGGGCUCAUCAUCACCAUCAGGGCUAAUGACCUUGACAUUGAUGACACCCUGUCUUAUAACCUCAUUGGUCUCAAUGACAGGACACAUUUCCAGAUCACAGUGGAUGGACGAGAUGGGCGACUUGAAGUGUACACUAAACCUGACUAUGAGAACCCUGCUCAGCGAUUCUUUAAUCUGACAGCGGAAGUCAGUGAUGGCAGAUUUACAGACAUCGCAUACAUCGAGAUCACAGUCAUUGAUGUGAAUGACGAGAUCCCAAUAAUCACGCCACAAAGUGUAGAGAUCACUAAAUUUGAGAACCUCAAUAUCGGGGAAGUCCUUGCCAAUUUCAGGGCAACAGAUAGAGACGAGGGAACCAAUGGCUUGUUUGACUUCUACGUUUCCCGAAAACCAAUCAGUGAGAAGCCAGACUAUUACUUCAGGAUUACACAGAAUAGGGAUAAUGGAACAGUGUCACUGAAAAAUUCCCUGGAUCAUGAGACACUGACAAAACACAUUGUGAAGAUUCUGGCAAUAGACAGAGGAAUCCCCCCUAACACUGGUACAGCGACCUUGACAAUUAACGUGAAGGACAUAAACGACGAGGACCCGACCUUCAGAGCUGUCCCUGGCCCCAUUCCCAAGGUCGGAGAGAAUAGUCCACCCCAGCAAGUGACAAUUCUUUACGGAGUGGACCCCGAUGGUACCCCUUAUGGAGCCCCGUUUACCUUCGAGGCAGUGUGCAUAGCAUCCAUCUGUGACAAGUUCUCAUUGGAUUUUAAUCCCUCUGGAGACAAUGGAAAUGGACUAGCCACUAUCAGGUCACGAGUGACAUUCAACCGUGAGGACCAGAAGUUCUACUAUCUCCCAAUCAAGAUGACAGACAUGAGAGGACAUCCUGAACAGUCUACAGUGGGUCGGACAGCUACGAGUACGCUGACAAUAGAGAUAGGGGAUGAGAAUGAUAAUCCCCACUCACCGGCACAUCAGAACAUCCACGUGUACAAUUACAAAGGACUGUUUGGUAAUAUUGACAUUGGUCAAGUGUCCGACACAGAUUUGGAUGAUGAUGAUCUGGACGAUAAAACAUUUACCCUUCUUGGUUCACAGCAGGCAAUGCAGUACUUUACUGUAAACAAGAGCUCUGGAAUGAUUCGGAUGUUGGAACAUGUUCCUGCCACAGUCACUGGCUACAACUUACAGGUGGACAUCUUUGACCGGGUGUUUAACACUCUCAAGGUCGUAUCCACGGUAACCGUCUACAUCACUGACUUACCAGAGGAAGCUCCAUAUCGGUCCGGAUCAGUCAGACUUACAGGUACAACUCCAGAGGAUUUUAUAAAGAAGCCACAGACUGGAGAGAGUCCUUAUACAAAAUUCCGACUCCGCAUGAAGGAGAAACUUAAGGUUCCCAAGAUUGACAAUGUUCAGAUUAUCUCCGUACUGAAGACGACUGUGGAUGGGGUGGAUUACACAGACGUGAGGUACGCCGCGUACGGAUCUCCGUACUUCCAGGGCAGUCAGCUGGAUGGCGUCGUAAAUCAGUAUAGAGACGAGUUUCAACAAGACACAGGAGCCACAAUAGCUAUGGUGGGCAUUGACAUGUGUUACCGCGAGGUAUGCGAGGGCGGUGGAUGUGACAACAAACUUGUGGUGUACGAUGAGCCCAACAUGGUGACAACAAAUGGACAGUCAGUUGUGGGAGUCAAAACAGGGGUGGUGGCAGAGUGCGCCUGCACUGUGUCAACCAAUGUCAAAUCGUGUACCCCCGACUAUUGUAUGAACGGUGGGACAUGUAGAAUGAACGACUGGGACGUUAUCAGCUGUGAAUGUCUGGCUGGGUUUGAUGGGCCUCGUUGUCAGGUGACGAAGCAGGGAUUUGACGGGACAGGAUACGCUAUAUACGAACCACUACAACAGUGUGAGAACUCCCUCACCAGCAUAGAAAUCAUCACCACGAAAGCCAACGGUCUGAUCCUUUAUAGUGGACCUGUCACUAAUCUAGACCCUAACGCCCCUCAGGACUUUAUGUACCUCCAGUUAACAGGGGGUUACCCAGAGCUGGUCCUUGACCAUGGGUCAGGGAAUGUGACCUUGACCUUGAAUGGGAGGAACUCACAGGGGCAGCUGAAAAUGAGUCCUCUAAAUGAUGGGACCUGGCAUAAGAUUGACAUCACAAGGCAAGGCAAGUUUGUGACAUUGACAGUAGACCACUGUCUGUCAGCUGAUAGUUCUGACGGUCAGGAUCAGGACAGAAUGCCGUGUGAGAGCAGUGGAUUGACCCGCGGAGAAAACAUCUUCCUGAAUGUGAAUGCACCAUUACAGAUGGGAGGGCGUUAUGUCGACACCAAUUAUCCCAGUGGCGUCAGUAACGAGAAGUUUAAAGGCUGUGUACGGAAUAUGAGGCAUAAUGGAGAGUUGUAUAACUUAUACACUAAGAACUUUUACCCUGGCAGUCGUGAUGGCUGUCCAGAGGAAGAUAACGCCUGUGAGAGUUCUCCUGAUCAACCAAAGAAAUGUGGGGAGAAUGGAAAAUGUGAACUGGUGUCGCUCCCCCAAACCACUCGGUGCAUCUGUAACCCCAGGUACCGUGGUACCAGCUGUGAAACAGUGACUACAGAGAAGUUUUUCCUGACCAAGAGUUACAUGGACUGGGCAUUACAGCAGCAGUUUCAGGCCAGUCUGAACACGAGGAAGAUGGAUGUCCAGCUGAUGUACAGGACUCGGGACAAAAGCGGCAUGAUCUUCCACGUCACUGGCGAGGGCAUUGGAGAGUUCAUAAAACUCGAGAUUGUAGACAAUGUCAUACAAGUCCUGUACAAUCUUGGAGAUGGAAACAAAGUCCUUCAGAUGGUUAAUGUCACAGCAGCAGAUGGAUAUUGGCACACCCUGUACUUCCAGCGCCGAGGACGAAGCAUUAUUUUAUCACAGGAUGGGGGUGAAGGCCCACUGUUUGUUGAGACAAGUGUGGACUCUAAAUACCAGGAACUGACCGUUAAACAGAACCAGAUAUAUGCUGGAGCUGAGGUCAGCUAUGAACACUCCAAGACCAUUGACCAGACUAAUCCCAAAGACCUAGAAAACUCUUGUUUGAAUGACAUCCGUAUGGACAUGAAGUGGUUCCCAAUGACAGCGACAGAGAACAACGACAAUCCUGAUGUAAAGAUGGUGGCAGAGGCAGAGACAACAAAUAACUGUACACGUGAUGACUGUGCAGGAAAUAUAUGCGGAAUGAACGGAAAGAUCUGUGUCCCUCUAUGGGGCAUGCAUAAGUGUGUCUGCCCCCCACACCACCAGGAGAUCGGUGCCACCUGUGUGUUUAUAGAUUAUUGUCAGAAUUCUCCGUGCCACCACCUGGCCACCUGUGUAUCUGAUAAGACAAACACAGAGUUCGGUUAUUACUGUAACUGUGCCCCCAACAUGAGCGGUCGUCUGUGUAAUGUGUACAAAGAGCCGAUCGUGGUGACAGAAGCAUCCAGCUCCAUUUGGAUCAUAAUUCUGGCUGUCAUUCUGAUACUAUUGCUUAUUGCUGUGGCAGUUAUUUUGGCUCUGUAUAUAAGACGACGUAAAGCAGCUGAUCAGGAAAACAUCAUGAACUAUGAAAAAGACGACUACGACAUCCGCGAAAACAUUGUAGAUUACGACGAAGAUGGGGCGGGUGAAGAUGACCACGAGGGAUACGAUAUAAACCGAUUGAGGAAACCAGCGGACAUGACGAGGAUGGAUAAACCAAUCAUGGCGACCCAUAGCAGGCCUCUUAAAUCUGGACCCCCAGGAGGGACUGUUGGGGACUUUAUCACAGAUCGCCUUGACGACACAAACAAUGACCCUGAUGCCCCUCCACAUGACACGCUGCACGAUUUCGAGUAUGAAGGGGAGGGCAGUGAUGCCGGUUCACUGAGUUCUCUAAAUACGUCAUCCUCGGGUGGAGACCAGGAUUACGACUUCCUAAAUGAGUGGGGACCAAAAUUCUCAAAAUUAGCGGACAUGUACAAUAAUUAUGAGGAAGAUUCUGACUGAUAAGGCUAAACUUGAUAAGGCUAUAUGAAAUUUUAUUAAUAUGAUUCAGGAAUGAUAAAAUACCUGUAUAUGUGAUAAAGCUGUAAAAUGAUUAAAAAGGAAAUGAUUGACAGUUACUGUAAACAUGAUUGAUAGUAAUGAAAUUACCAGAAUUAUAUGUACUUUUAAUUGGCAUAUUGAUGCAGUCAUAAUCAAGUAAUAAGAAUUUUGAAUGAACUUUAUCCUUUUAUAUUGAUAUACAUCAAUUUGUUAUAUUAGUAUGGAAAAAUCGCAACUUAUUUAAUACUCUGUAUCGGCCAGGCAUAUCAACAAAGAUUAUUACAAAAUCAGGAAUUGAUUCAGAAAUCAACAUUUAUAUUUUGAUUAAACACAAUAAAUUAUAAUUUGAUUUAAAAUUUGAACAAUAUGCACUGUUUAUGUUUAGAUUAUAAAAUACUCAUUUGAUAUUGUAACCAUUUAUACAUCAAAGCAUGAGAUUCCUACAUAGAGAUCAAACCUUUACAUACAUGUAUAACAUUUUAUACAGUUUUUAUAUUGUGUUGUACAGUCCAUUAUGAAUGGCUGAGAUAUCUGUAUUUUUGUGUUAAUCAGUCAACUGUCUCUACUGACACUAAUUUGGAGGUCGCUCGGGGUCAUGUAUAAGAGGUCAUUAUGUGUGUUGCUAGGUGUCAUCGUCAUGGUAACCUUGUAAACAUACUGUGAUAAUCAUGUAUUGUCUUUUAUCAUUUGUAUAUAUAAUAAUAUCAGUGCUAUGUACAUGUUUAAUUUCUAUCAUGGUUCAUUGCCUUGAAUGAGUUUGUAAGAAAGAAAUGAAUGUAUUUUUUAAAGCACAGAUUCUUGCAUGUAAUGAUUAGUGGAUCCAUUGGACAUUUUAUGCAUGUAUGAAAGUAAGCUGUAUACACAAGUGUAAUAGAUUUAAUAUAAGUGUUCUUUUCCGUGAGUUUUCUUAAUUUUGUACCCACUCAUCACAUCAGGGUUGUGGUAUGUCAUGGUAGAACACACUUUUUUUUUCAUUAGAAAUCCCUCAUCAAUUUUGUAGGUAGCUAAUAGGUUACAUUCCAGUAUACAUGUAUAAGCAUAUCAAGGACUUUUAUCUGUAAGGUUGUGCAAGAAUUUUUAUCAUGUGUUAUCACAGAUAAUUUUUGUAGUUGAAAGUCAUAAUAUUUUUCUAUUCAGUAUUGUUUAAUAUAAUGUAAAUUAUUGUCAAAAAUAUUUUAGAAAAUAAAUUUUUCAACACAAA